AACGUUCCCAGUCCAGGAGCAGAAACGUUCCCAGUCCAGGAGCAGAAACGUUCCCAGUCCAGGGGCAGAAACGUUCCCAGUCCAGCGGCAGAAACGUUCCCAGUCCAGCGGCAGAAACGUUCCCAGUCCAGCGGCAGAAACGUUCCCAGUCCAGCGGCAGAAACGUUCCCAGUCUCCCGCCCAGCAUGGACAACACCAAGGUCCAGUCGGAGGGCGGGCUGAACGUCACCCUGACCAUCCGCCUCCUCAUGCACGGAAAAGAAGUGGGGAGUAUAAUCGGCAAGAAAGGAGAAACUGUGAAGAAAAUGCGUGAAGAGAGCGGAGCAAGAAUCAACAUUUCAGAGGGAAACUGUCCAGAGAGGAUCGUCACCAUCACUGGACCUACAGACACCAUUUUCAAGGCUUUCGCCAUGAUUGCCUAUAAGUUUGAGGAGGACAUAAUCAAUUCGAUGAGUAACAGCCCAGCCACCAGCAAGCCGCCCGUCACCCUGAGGCUCGUGGUGCCGGCCAGUCAGUGCGGCUCGCUCAUCGGGAAGGGAGGCUCCAAAAUCAAAGAGAUGAGAGAGUCCACAGGGGCCCAGGUCCAGGUGGCGGGGGACAUGCUGCCCAACUCCACCGAACGCGCCGUGACAAUCUCUGGAACCCCAGAAGCCAUCAUCCAGUGUGUCAAGCAGAUCUGUGUGGUCAUGCUGGAGUCCCCACCAAAAGGUGCCACCAUCCCUUACCGCCCAAAGCCUGCCUCCACGCCCGUCAUCUUUUCAGGUGGCCAGGCCUACACGAUUCAGGGACAGUACGCCAUCCCACACCCAGACCAGUUGACCAAGCUCCACCAGUUGGCUAUGCAGCAAACCCCCUUUACCCCCCUCGGACAGACCACCCCUGCUUUCCCUGGUUUGGAUGCCAGCCCACCAGCCAGCACCCAYGAACUCACCAUUCCUAACGAUCUAAUAGGCUGCAUUAUUGGACGCCAGGGAACCAAAAUAAAUGAGAUUCGACAGAUGUCUGGGGCGCAGAUCAAAAUCGCCAACGCCAUGGAGGGCUCAUCAGAGCGGCAGAUAACCAUCACAGGGACCCCUGCUAACAUCAGCCUGGCUCAGUACCUCAUCAACGCCAGGCUGACGUCUGAAGUCACUGGAAUGGGCUCGCUCUAGUUUCCAUCCUCCGCCGCGCAUCACAUGACCUCUGAGCAAACGGCAUCAAACGCGGUUUAUCGACCUCCGUUUGACCGUUCUGCUGUUUUAGCUCGAURUUGUAAAGGUGUCGCUCUCACCUGAAGCUGUCGUUUGUUUUCCUCUGGACUCUUUUGCCUCCUCCUGUUUUUGUCGCUCUACGUUUCACAAACGUUUGCUCUGACGACCUCUUGCUCAUUUUCUGAUGAUUUUCUGAUGCAACGAGUUGCUUGCAGAAGUUAUUGCCUGUUUGUCUCAGCAGCGGUUUGCAUGACUCAGCAUUUCAGAUUUAUUUUAAAGCCRUGGAAAUGGAARCUGGAGCUGAAAACAUUUGUUAGAUUUUCAAGCCGAUCUUGUUUCCCAUGUGACAAAAAGCUGGGAAAUGAAGGUUUGUCGUGUAAAUGACGGCAGCAGAGAGAGAGUAAGAUUGUAUCCACCUGCAGCCAUUUGUGGUCCUGAUGCUGUAAUUUUACCUGUGUUCACCUGGACCUCUGGGAGACGGCUGCUGCGCUGCGUUUGCAGUGAAAUCUCUGGGGUCUUUUGGCUUCGUUGAGCUCUGAGAAACGAUUUCUUACACAGAUUAUGUUUCUGUUCUGCAUGUUUUUCACUUUGCACCACUUUCUGUUGUGAAGCAUAAAUCAGCUCCCAAAAUGUAAAGUCUCGGUAUUUUGCUGCUUUUGAGCAAAAGCAGAAUGACAAAAUUAUAUUUUCCAAUCAAUGCUGAAUGUAUAGGAGGUUUAUUUUAAAUGCUACGUUUUAACUGUUUUAGGAUAAUGUGGCUUAAAAACAUAUUGGAGAAACUGAUGAGCUUCAUUAUUGAUCUAUAAGGUAAAAUAUUGAUAUCCAUCCAUGGAUCUCCAGCAGUUAUUGGUAUAAACCUUCACAGAACCACAAUCUCACCAAAUCCAGCCUGCAAGCGCCGCCAUUUUGGAACGUUUUGAUGCAUCCUGAACCAAACAAAAGCUUCGCAGAACAGCUAAAAUACAAAGGAGCUAAUUUAGUCUGUAAGUUCUGAUGUUGCAGGACGGCUGCACUCAAAGACUAGAGCUGCUAACACCUGAUUUAAAUUCAGUGGUGGGCACCGCUAGCUAAAACGUUAGCUAUCCAACUAAUCAUAAACAUUAGCAAUGCUAACGCUAACGCACUACAACAACACAGUAUUCGGUGAAAGCUAAUGCUAACGCGCCAACAGAGACAUUUCUCCUGUAUGCUUUUGUUUAAAAUAAAUUUAGUAAGGGGGGGAGAGAAAAUGUGACAAACCUGCUGCGCAAACUUCAAAAUAAA
Poecilia reticulata (guppy) is the source of this 2453-nucleotide messenger RNA. RefSeq names its product poly(rC) binding protein 3 (gene pcbp3). NCBI's taxonomy places the organism in Eukaryota, Metazoa, Chordata, Actinopteri, Cyprinodontiformes, Poeciliidae. Gene Ontology annotation, molecular function: RNA binding. The record is from RefSeq and is a predicted model, not a curated record.